GGAUACCUGCUGUUGCCGCUGCCCGGCCGGGACCACGCGUCGCGGGCGCUGCACAUCCACGCCGGCCGCGAGCUGCGCUGCAAGGUGUUCCCUCUCAAACACUACCAGGACAAGAUCCGACCUUAUAUCCAGCUGCCAUCGCAUAGGAAUAUCACUGGCAUAGUCGACGUGAUUUUGGGGGAGACCAAGGCCUAUGUCUUCUUUGAGAAGGACUUUGGGGACAUGCACUCCUAUGUGAGAAGCUGCAAACGGCUGCAAGAAGAGGAGGCUGCCAGGCUCUUCAAGCAGAUCGUCUCCGCUGUAGCUCACUGCCAUCAAUCGGCCAUCGUGCUAGGUGACCUCAAGCUCAGGAAAUUUGUCUUUUCUAACGAGGAAAGGACUCAGCUGAGACUUGAAAGCCUAGAAGACACUCACAUAAUCAAAGGGGAAGAUGAUGCUCUGUCAGAUAAACAUGGUUGUCCAGCAUAUGUCAGCCCUGAGAUCUUAAACACCACAGGGACCUACUCUGGAAAAUCAGCUGAUGUUUGGAGUUUAGGAGUAAUGCUGUAUACCCUCCUCGUAGGACGCUAUCCCUUCCAUGACUCAGACCCCAGCACUCUCUUUUCUAAAAUCCGCCGUGGACAGUUCUGUAUUCCUGACUAUGUCUCUCCCAAAGCUAGAUGCCUCAUCCGCAGCCUACUGAGACGGGAACCAUCUGAAAGACUCACAGCUCCAGAGAUCUUGCUUCAUCCUUGGUUUGAAGCUGUUUUGGAACCUGGAUAUGCUGACCAGGAUAUAGGAAGUUCUGAUCAAAUUGUUCCAGAAUUUCAUGGAGACAGCGAUGAUAUGAGUUCCUUUUUCUGUUAGUCUCAAACGCCUCAAAAACCUCACCAUUCUCACUCAUGGCAUCUUUUCAGGGUUUCAUUUUUUCCAUGUUGCCGAUGCACAGCAUGCUGAAAGUGCCAUUAUGGUCAGAAAAGUGACUGUUUAAAAAACCACACACAAAAAAACCCAACAAAAAACAGAAAUGGCAAGUGCUCCCUGGAUGUGCUCCCUGUGUCUGUAAGGAAUCAUAUCUACUUAUUUGGACGGCAAGUAGUUACUGGUUGUACUGCAGAGACAAUGCAGCUGUGGAAAAGCCAGCUGGUCUCUGUUCUGCCUCGUACAUCAUAUGAUCUCCAUCAAUGAGAAACUCACCAGCUGAAAUUUGACUGCAGAGUCUUAUUGCUCCUGAUGUAAGAGACAGAAAGUGAGCAGCUUGGUUCCCUCCUUUACUCCACAGCAGUGAAGUGGAGUAUACAGUCUUGACAGUGAAACAACUGAGGCGAGGCAGAAAGACUUCAUGGUCUCAUAAACUGAGUAAAUCUGACGUGGAAAUCAGUAAAAGGGGAACCAUGGUGGGACACCAUAAUGCCUAUUUUAUAGACUAAUUUUCUGGCUGUAAGUGCACUUUAAUGGCAGGAGGAGUCUUAAUCUACCAAGUCCAGCUACCUGCUCAGUUGUCAAGUAGAACCUACUAGCAGCAGAUAGAUGAAGCUAUUAAUCCAUAAAAGAAACGCAUAUUAAUACUCUUGCAUUGGGCAGACUAACCCAGCGUCCCUUUGAGGAGGAGGCAAUACAUGAUUAUUUCAUGUAAUAUCAUCUUCCGGAACGUUAAAAUAAUUUUUAAUGCAUUUAAGCUUAACCAUGCAUAUCCUGUGAAACUGUCUACCCUGGAUGUAUUUUUCACGUAGUCAGAGCCCUUUUUAAUUCUGAGGAUGCCCAUUAGAUAGCUGUGUACCAAGACAUUUGUCCAAGCUGUGGCACCUCAUCUGGCAAAACAAAGAUAAGAAAUAUCUCAGACACCGUAUGUAAACACUUUUGUUUUCCUGUGGGCUCAGUUCUUCAAGUCUUUGUAUCUCCUGGGUUUAAAAUCCUGUACAAAAACAGGACUUCAAAAGAAUCCCCAAGUAACCCUAACGACCAUUUAGUCUGCCUCUGGCUACAGUUGUUUUGUGGGGUGUUUUUGUUGUUUUUUUGCAUGAUGAUUGGUAAUAUUUCAGAUGUACGUGGAUAAUGAAUUCAUCAAAAUCAUUAGCUUCCUGGGUUGGGGAUAAGUAGAUCCAGGUCUGCCUAAGAUUUCUGCUUUGUUUCACAUGUGUACCUAGUUGAUUAUGUACAGAAAUAUUAAUUUGCAUUAAGUACGUGGCCAAGAUGUGAUGUAUAAAAGGUUCUCAAAGCAAAUGAGUUAAAUAGGUGAAUGACUGCUGUACAUCAACGACACGGCACAGUAACAAUGCAGUUCUUUGAAAGGGCUAACCCGUGGCAAGCUACAGUACCACCAUGCAUUGUGAGAAUGCCAUGUAUACCUCAUGUACUGUGUACUUUGUACAUACCUUACUGUUUUGUGGGGGGGUUUUUUGGCUGUACUUUGUAUGUCCUAAUAACAGAGGUGUCAAAGAUCAGUUUAAUGUGAAUUAUUGUUGGCAAUACUAACUUGACAGAAUCAUGAGCAUUAGAGAAGGGCAAAGUACCUCUGUUGCACUAAAGCUCUCAUGAUUGCUUGACAUUUUGUAUCUGUGAUACAGUUUUAAACCUUAAUAAAAGUAAAUUUUGUAUAUAUGGGUAGACAAGUCUGCCACAAAAGGUAAAAACACUAUGUCCAACCUGUAAAUAUGUAUAUAUGUGGAAACCUGGAUGUUAAAGUCUGACUUGUUGGCAAGUUUUAAUAAACCUGGUUUCAUAAA
Messenger RNA from Gavialis gangeticus (Gharial), 2705 nucleotides. RefSeq names its product tribbles pseudokinase 1 (gene TRIB1). The annotation marks the transcript as partial. The record is from RefSeq and is a predicted model, not a curated record. Gene Ontology annotation, molecular function: mitogen-activated protein kinase kinase binding; ATP binding; protein kinase activity. Gene Ontology annotation, biological process: regulation of MAP kinase activity; positive regulation of proteasomal ubiquitin-dependent protein catabolic process; protein phosphorylation. The transcript has 3 exons. NCBI's taxonomy places the organism in Eukaryota, Metazoa, Chordata, Crocodylia, Gavialidae. Gene Ontology annotation, cellular component: nucleus.